AGGAAGAGCCAGACAGUCCAGUUUUGCAAGAUAGGAAGACGGUUGACAGGAUGUCUGGAGAGUUUGGGGAGCUCACACAGACUCCCCUACAGAAAGUAUGGAUUCCCCGUACCAGCAGGCGUCUACAGCAACGCAGGGGAUCCUCAGUGCCACAGUUCACCAAUUCACCAACCAUGGUGAUCAUGGUAGGAUUGCCAGCACGGGGAAAAACUUACAUCUCUAAAAAGCUCACUCGCUACCUCAACUGGAUUGGGAUACCCACUAAAGUGUUCAAUGUUGGGCAGUAUCGCCGUGAAGCCGUCCAGACAUACAAGAAUUAUGAGUUCUUCAGCCCAGACAAUGAGGAAGCCAUGCAGAUCCGGAGACAGUGUGCAUUAGCAGCUCUUCGGGAUGUCCGAACCUAUUUGAGCAUGGAAGAGGGACAAGUGGCGGUUUUCGAUGCCACUAACACCACACAGGAGCGGCGUGCCCUCAUCCUGCAGUUUGCCAAGGAGAAUGGCUACAAAGUUUUCUUCAUUGAAUCCAUCUGUGAUGAUCCAGACAUUAUCCAGGAGAAUAUAAAGCAAGUGAAGCUAACCAGCCCUGAUUAUAAGGAUUGUAACCGGGAUGAAGUGGUGGAGGAUUUCCUCAAGCGGAUUGAGUGUUACCAGAAAACCUACCAGCCAUUAGAUGAUGAGUUGGACAGUUCCCUGUCCUACAUUAAGAUCUUCAAUGUUGGCAGCCGGUACCUAGUGAAUAGGGUCCAGGACCACGUACAGAGUCGCACGGUCUAUUAUCUGAUGAAUAUCCACGUGACACCCCGCUCCAUCUACCUCAGUCGGCACGGGGAGAGUGAGCUUAACCUCCGGGGACGCAUUGGGGGUGAUUCUGGACUGUCCGAGCGGGGCAAACAGUAUGCCUACGCCUUGGCCAGCUUCAUCCGUUCCCAAUACAUCCGUGACCUCAAGGUCUGGACAAGCCAUAUGAAACGCACAAUCCAGACAGCAGAAGCACUGCACGUGCCCUAUGAACAGUGGAAAGCAUUGAAUGAGAUUGAUGCGGGUGUCUGUGAGGAGAUGACCUAUGAAGAAAUCCAGGCCAGUUAUCCACAAGAGUUUGCCCUGCGAGAUCAGGACAAAUACCGCUACCGCUACCCUAAAGGAGAAUCCUAUGAGGAUUUGGUGCAGCGGCUGGAGCCGGUCAUCAUGGAGCUGGAGCGGCAAGAGAAUGUGCUAGUGGUUUGCCACCAAGCUGUCAUGCGCUGCCUCCUUGCCUACUUCCUAGACAAGAGUGCAGAGGAAUUGCCGUACCUCAAGUGCCCACUGCACACUGUUCUCAAGCUCACCCCUGUGGCGUAUGGCUGUGAGGUGGAAUCUAUUUUUCUCAAUAUUGAGGCUGUGAAUACACACCGGGAACGUCCCAAGAAUGUUGAUGUGUCACGAGAUCCUGAGGAAGCCCUAGACACAGUGCCAGACCAUUAUUAAACAGAGCAAAAGAUGGUGUACAUGGGGGCUUUCUUCUCAUUUUAUCCACCUAGCAACAAUUGGGCAAGCUGGGCAAGGCUGAAAGAGAAUAAGGUCAAGAAAAAACUUAAGCUCAGAUCUUCAAGUCCAACAUUUUAACCAGAGAACUAUACUGGCUCUUAUCCGAACACUACAUCUGUUAAGCUGUUUUGCAUUUUAACAUCCUAAGACUUGUUUCAAGCGAGUGUGAUCCUGCAUGACUGCCAAGAAAAAGCUGAGUAUAUUCAGAAAGGAAAGCUUAGAAUUUAAAGUGAGUACUUAGAAAAUUGCCAAUUUCCUGCAAAGUCCAUAACUCCCACCAUUCAGUAUGCUUUGCUCCUGUUUCUGACGAAAUAUUAAAAAGGGAUUGAAAAGGAUACGUUCAUGUAAAUUAGGCAAAAUGUACAACUGUACACACCCAUUUAUUACUCCAACUUAUUCUAAUCUUAAAAACUUGGUUUUCCUUUUUGCAGAAGUUAAAUAUAUUACAAAUGCCACAAAGUCCAGCCCUUUCCUCUGUCUA
Python bivittatus (Burmese python) is the source of this 2004-nucleotide messenger RNA. It is a transcript of the gene PFKFB1, whose product is annotated as 6-phosphofructo-2-kinase/fructose-2,6-biphosphatase 1. NCBI's taxonomy places the organism in Eukaryota, Metazoa, Chordata, Lepidosauria, Squamata, Pythonidae. The record is from RefSeq and is a predicted model, not a curated record. Gene Ontology annotation, molecular function: fructose-2,6-bisphosphate 2-phosphatase activity; ATP binding; 6-phosphofructo-2-kinase activity. Gene Ontology annotation, biological process: fructose 2,6-bisphosphate metabolic process; fructose metabolic process. Gene Ontology annotation, cellular component: 6-phosphofructo-2-kinase/fructose-2,6-biphosphatase complex; cytosol.